AUGUCUAGUCCUCCCAUAUUGUUGCAUGCCACACCUUCUCUCGACCCUCUGCCAGCCUCAGACGCUGAAUCGCUUUAUCUAGCUUCUUUACUGCAAUUGUCAUGUCCUGGAAGAUGGGCAAUAACGACAGGACGAUGGGGAUACAAUGGCGGUAAAUUACCGUAUAUAACGCAUUUAGGACAUCACAUUCGACAAAACCAUAUAACGUCUUUACCGAUGAUUGAUGAUCCCGAUUCUUCCUUAUCAAGGGAAGAUAAAGUAGACUCUGUUUGCUGGAAAGCUUACAUCAAUCAGAAUAUCACUGACUUGGUGAAUCAUACGUUUUAUUCCCUCCCACCUAACUAUACUCAAACUAUCGCAAAAGCUCAAUUGAACGACUUGACUUUCCCUGAGAACCAAUAUAUCCCCCAACGGCUGAGAAGUAUCGUCAGAUCGAGAUUGCAGCAUGUUGGCUUAUGGGGUCUAGGCGGUCUUAACGAUGGUGAUGCAGCGGACGAGGAUCGAAAGAAGCUAGAUGAGGCGUUUGUUGUUGGACCUGCUGGAACAUUAGCUCCUAGAGCUUGGAGCGGUUGGAGAGCUGGUAGAGAUAUGGAGGAUAGACGAAAGAAAUGGGGUGAACAAGAACUCGUGAAGAAGAUCAAGACUGCCUUCGAUCCACUCGUCCGGAAGUUAGGGGAAAAAACAUACUUCUUCGGGGAUAGACCUACGACUCUUGAUCUAGCCUUAUUCGCUCAUAUUACUCUUGUUCUGACACCAUCACUGCCCAAUUCAUUGUUGCCCGAUGUCAUACGGUCGGAUUACCCUGCACUGGUAUCUCAUCAUGAUCGAAUACUAGCACUACUGUUCCCAAAUUCUUCGUGGACGACGAUACUGCGCAUCUCACCGCCCCCUGCGCGUCAGGAAACGUAUUUCGAAUCGAUCACAUCAUGGUUCUCAACAUACAGUGAAUCAGCUGGAGCGGCCAAGAAGCCAGAAAAGAAAGAAGGGAAAAGCGCGCAGGAGAAGAGGUUUGAGAGGGGCAGAUGGUUAUGGUUCGCUGGAGCUACAGUCGCGAUGAUCGGUUAUCUAUUGACAACAGGGAUGGUAAGUAUAGAGUUUGGAUCAGAGGAGGAAGAUGAGGAAGAGGUGAUAAUUGUGGAAGAAGUUGAAGUUGAUGAAGAAUGA
Molecule: messenger RNA, 1164 nt
Organism: Kwoniella shivajii
Lineage: Eukaryota; Fungi; Basidiomycota; Tremellomycetes; Tremellales; Cryptococcaceae
Exons: 7
Coding region: 1-1164 (387 amino acids)
Biological process (GO): mitochondrion organization
Cellular component (GO): SAM complex; cytoplasm
Source: RefSeq, a predicted model, not a curated record